UUGAACAUACAAACAAUUUUAACUGUGUUCGAUUUCGGUUGCAAUAAAAUAAACGAUUGGCGCUGUUAAAACAUUACUUGGCGUUUUACUUAGCAAGUAUCCAAUAACAAUCAAAAAACAAUCAUGUCCCUGCAAUCUGAUGCCGUAUUCCAAAAAAUCAUUGAUGGACUUAAGGAGAAUGAGGCAAAGGCCAAGUCUGUGAAUGGCGUGUUCCUUUACAAAAUCACCAAGGAUGGCAAGGUGGCCAAAGAAUGGACUCUGGAUUGCAAGAACGCCAAGGCAUACGAGGGACCCGCGCAGGGAAUUAAGGUCGACACUACACUGACUGUGGCCGAUGAGGAUAUGGUAGACAUUGCUUUGGGCAAACUGAAUCCUCAGGCUGCUUUCAUGAAGGGCAAACUGAAGAUUGCCGGCAACAUUAUGCUAACACAGAAGCUGGCGCCGCUGCUUAAGACCGACGCUAAAUUGUAAACAAUGUGCCGCAUGAGAGGCUCCAAAUUCCUUAUACCACAUUCUUGUUUACAUUGUUAAUGUUUUCUUUUUUUUGUACUUUUGCAUACAAUAAUACAUAAGUUGGCCGAAAGA
Molecule: messenger RNA, 585 nt
Organism: Drosophila busckii
Lineage: Eukaryota; Metazoa; Arthropoda; Insecta; Diptera; Drosophilidae
Product: peroxisomal multifunctional enzyme type 2
Exons: 3
Coding region: 124-471 (115 amino acids)
Cellular component (GO): cytosol
Source: RefSeq, a predicted model, not a curated record